GUCGCGGAUGUAACCAUGUCAUUACCCGCCCCUCGGCCUGCUUCUCCAGAUUCAUCCGCGGUGAGUAAAGCGCGCUUGCUGAAGAGGAAGCGGCCCGCGCGACGCUAGAGGAAACACGCUCUCUCGCUGUGCGCGUGCGAGCGGCGCUUCAAACAAUAGAAGGUGAGGGUUUAUGAGUGCAGAGAUGUCUGGCAGCGUGAUCCGCGGCCCUGCUGGAAACAACGACUGCCGCAUCUAUGUGGGGAAUCUGCCGCCUGAUAUCCGCACCAAAGAUGUCGAAGAUGUCUUUUAUAAGUACGGAGCCAUUCGAGACAUCGAUCUGAAAAACCGACGAGGCGGACCUCCAUUCGCCUUUGUCGAGUUUGAAGACCCGAGGGAUGCUGAAGAUGCUGUUUACGCCCGUGAUGGCUAUGACUAUGAUGGCUAUCGUCUCCGAGUGGAGUUUCCCAGGAGCGGGAGAGGAGGUUUUGGUGGAGGUGGUGGUGGAGGUGGUGGUGGUGGUGGAGGAGGUGGUGGGGCUCCUAGGGGUAGAUAUGGACCCCCAUCCAGACGUUCAGAGUACAGAGUAAUCGUUUCAGGGCUUCCACAGAGCGGGAGCUGGCAGGAUCUGAAGGAUCACAUGCGCGAAGCAGGUGAUGUAUGUUACGCUGACGUUUUCCGAGAUGGCACCGGUGUGGUGGAGUUUGUUCGCAAAGAAGACAUGACCUACGCCGUUCGCAAACUGGAUAACACAAAAUUCCGGUCCCACGAGGGAGAAACUGCGUACAUCCGUGUGAGGGUGGAUGGUCCCCGCAGUCCGAGCUAUGGAAGAUCCAGGUCAAGGAGCCGCAGUCGCAGCAGGAGUCGCAGCCGCAGCAACAACCGUAGCCGAAGCUACUCCCCACGCCGCAGUCGAGGAUCCCCGCAGUACUCUCCUCGCCAUAGCCGCUCCCGCUCUCGCUCCUAAACGAGCCCUCUCGGAGCCCUCGAACCAGUUGUUCUUUUAGUCUUCACACAAACCCCAUGUUUUAAUUCCACCCUUCUUGUUUCAUGUGACAAUGAUCAUCUUAUGUCUUUCUGUCCUUCUAAUUUUUCUCUCCCUCUAUUGGUUAUUUUAAACAUGCAUUUUUAACAGAACAACCCCACAUCAUUUUUUUUAACUACAAAGUGGAUUUCUUUUACAUAUACCUAACGAAGGGUUAUGUAAUGGCUCCCGAUAUUUUUGUAAAUGCCAUGUAUGAAAGUUAUUCAUGAAAUACUGGGUUCCACAAUUGUUUCAUGCUAUGAUACAGAACUGAUGCUUUGUAAUAAAGGAUUACUAAAUCUA
Molecule: messenger RNA, 1306 nt
Organism: Cyprinus carpio (common carp)
Lineage: Eukaryota; Metazoa; Chordata; Actinopteri; Cypriniformes; Cyprinidae
Product: serine/arginine-rich splicing factor 1A
Cellular component (GO): ribonucleoprotein complex; cytoplasm; nucleus
Molecular function (GO): mRNA binding
Source: RefSeq, a predicted model, not a curated record